ACAAUUUUAAAUACAAAAUGAUGAUACUAAAAACAAAUACUUUAAACUAAUCUCCAAAUUCACUUUUAACCAUUUUAUCCCAACUUUCUCCUUUCUCAAAGUGCUGCUUUCUCGAACUAAAUCAAGCUCUUAAUCUGCGCAUAUCAUUUGCUCAGAAACCAAAUUAUUUUCGGCCAAUUUCUGCUUGAUUUGGAUUUCUCUGCUGUUUGAGUGAACAAAGUCUGGCUGUUGGAGUGGUUUUAAGAAGUGGGUCCCUUUGGAGCUAUUUGCUUAUAUGAAGAGGGAGUGGUCCAAUGAGGGAUGAGGGUGACGGAGACGAGGAUUUAGUUGAACUUGAGAAGCAGACUUUGCUCAAUAUUGAUGGAAAAAGGGUUGAUAAUGGAACAACAGGGGAUAGGCACGGUGUAUUGGAAAAUGGGCAAUCGAGGCCCAAUCCAGCGGGACAAGAGAUGAAGGAUAAUGCUGUUGAGAGGGUAGUGCAGCAACCUCUGCAGUCACAAGGAAUUGCUGUUUGCUGGGAAAGGUUUCUUCAUGUGAGAUCAGUUCGGGUUCUCCUGGUGGAAAAUGAUGAUUCCACACGUCAUGUUGUUGCAGCAUUACUUCGAAAUUGCUGUUAUGAAGUUGUGGAAGCAUCAAACGGAUUACAAGCUUGGAAAAUUUUGGAAGAUAUAGAAAAUCGUAUUGACCUUGUCUUAACUGAGGUAGUGAUGCCUUGUGUUUCUGGCAUUGCUCUUCUAUUCAAAAUCAUGAGCCAUAAAUCACGGAAGAAUGUUCCUGUAGUCAUGAUGUCAUCUCAUGAUUCAAUGGGUUUAGUCUUUAAGUGUUUGUCAAAAGGUGCAGUGGACUUUUUAGUGAAGCCGAUACGAAAAAAUGAGCUGAAAAAUCUCUGGCAGCAUUUGUGGAGAAGAUGCCACAGCUCUUGCGGUAGUGGAAGUGAGAGUGGAACUCAGACUCAGAAGUCUGUGAAAUCCAAAAAUGCUGCAAAGUCGGGCAAUAAUAGCGGCAGCAAUGACGAAGAGUACAAUGGCAGCCCAGCCUUAAAUUUAGAAGAUGGAAGUGAUCAUGGGAGUGGCACUCAAAGUUCUUGGAGAAAACAAGCUGCAGAAGAUCAGGUUGAUAGCCCUCGACUGGUAUCUCAUUUGAAUGAGGUACCUGCAUGUCCUGAUAGUACUUGUGCCCAAGUAAUUAAUCCUAAUGCUAAACCAUCUGGGAGCAAGCUGUUAUCCAUGACUGCACCAAAGGAGUGCAUAGAGCAGAAACAACCGCCUGAAAUCACUGAACUAGGAAAAGGUCAGGAUAUCGCUAUGCUGAAAAAUUCAGAUCUGCAGCCAAAGUUGUCAGUUCAGAUCCCCACUGAAUUGACCUGUAUGGAUCAACACAGUGUACCCAAAGUAGACUCUAGCCAGUACGAUGAGCAAAUAGAUAACAGAGUGAGAGAGUUACAUGCAGGAAGUAACGAGUCAAUUGUGUGUGCUAUUGCAAAUAAGUUUACUAAGAAGCCUGACUCUAAUGACAAAGGAACCGGUGGGAACAAAGAGUUAUUAUCUACAGAUCAAGGUCUGAAGAGGCUUAGAGGUGCAUACGAUGUAGGGAAGGCAGUUCAGGAUGAAAGAAAUGUACUCAGACGUUCGGAAUCUUCAGCCUUCUCCAGGUACAAUGCCACAUUGCAUAAUAAGGUAUCUAUUGUGGAUGCACAAAGUCCAACUCCUCAUGAAACUGACCCGGAGAAAAAGAGCGAACGUAGACCCAACAUUCAAUCUCAUUCUGGAAGCAAUGCUCUGAAUCAUUGUUCAAAUGGUGCUAGUGUUUAUGUAGAUGUGAUGUCUACUUCAAACAAUAGUUUAAUUGACAUAAUUGCCUCAAAGAACAAGGCAGCUGAGCGUUCGACAAACAAUUAUAUGUCCCCUUCUUCUUUCCGAGAUACUGAAGACAACCAAGUAUCCUAUUCUCAGCAAGUGGUGCUUGAGAAUGCUGAUGUUGCAAAAGCAGUCAAAAUGGAUAUUCCUGCAGUGUGCUCAACUCAAGAGCUUCUGGUCCAGGCUUCCCAGCAUCAAGAGCUUACAUCAAAUUGUGAGAAUUUACUAAUCAAGAAAAUGGCAGAACCUAUUCCUCAUUGUGGUUCAUCUACUGUUUUGGGUGAUUACCUUGAAUGCAAUGCUUUAAACUAUAGUGUGAAUGGAAGUGCCUCAGGAAGCAAUUAUGGAAGCAAUGGACCAAAUGGAAGCAGCAGUGGUGCAAAUGCUGGUAUAAUGAAUAUGGAGAGUAAAAAUGGAGCAGGAGGUAAGAGUGGAAGCGGUGAUGCAAGUGGAAAUGGGAGUGGUCGUGGAAGUGGGAAUGUACAGAAUAGUGGAAGCAAGGUAGAUCACAGCAAGCUUGCCCAAAGAGAAACUGCCUUGACCAAGUUCCGGCAAAAGAGGAAAGAAAGAUGCUUUAAAAGGAAGGUGAGAUAGGAGAGCAGAAAAUGACUAGCUGAACAGCAACUGCCCUUCAGACAGCAAUAUGGGCUGCAGGCAUCUAUGGAAAAUUCCAGCCUUGACACCGAUUCUUGAUGUAUGCUUUGUAUAUUAAAAUUGGUUAUUGUCCUAUCCUUUGUGCAGAAAAAUAUAUUAAUUUAUUCAUUGUGGAGAAUUUCAUAUCUAGAUUUUACUCACUGAAGUUAUCAUUGUACUGCUUUACUGCUGUAUUGUUAUGUUUGAUACUUCAUAGGUAUACACCCAUUACUUUUUUUUUUUUGAAAGAGGUAUACACCCAUUACUUAAGCUUCCUGUAUGUAGGAACUUCUGAUAACAGUUGUGUCACGUAGAAGUAUUUUGAAUUUUUGAUGGUGCUGUUACUCCUGUCUUUGAGAAAUGAGUAAAAUGUCAAAGUAUUA
Beta vulgaris subsp. vulgaris (sugar beet) is the source of this 2872-nucleotide messenger RNA. RefSeq names its product proline rich 7 (synaptic) (gene PRR7). Gene Ontology annotation, biological process: phosphorelay signal transduction system; cytokinin-activated signaling pathway. Lineage: Eukaryota; Viridiplantae; Streptophyta; Magnoliopsida; Caryophyllales; Amaranthaceae. The record is from RefSeq and is marked provisional.